Thalassophryne amazonica is the source of this 950-nucleotide messenger RNA. RefSeq names its product prisilkin-39-like. The record is from RefSeq and is a predicted model, not a curated record. The transcript is spliced from 12 exons. Lineage: Eukaryota; Metazoa; Chordata; Actinopteri; Batrachoidiformes; Batrachoididae. The coding region runs from base 42 to 950 and encodes 302 amino acids.
GCUGGGUCUCAAAGAUUUUAACCUUUUUCUUCAGGUGCGCUAUGUUGGGACGGCUACUGUGUCAGAGUGCAGCAGUCCUCUGGUUGGUGCAGACGGCACACACAACGGGCUAUUUCAGCGGCGUAUUAAACAUCCGUGGGAAACGUCAGAAUGGUGGAGGUGUUGGAGGAAUUCUAAUGCCGUCAAAGGGUGUGGGUCAGGUGAUGGGCCUGCAGAAAGGAUACGGUACCAAAGGUUACGGUGCAGAUGCUAGCAUGCCACUUACAAAAGGGUAUGUGGCUGGACUAAAUGGAAAUGGGUUUAAAGGCGACGGUCAUAGUGCUGCAUUUGGUCCAUCUGGUCCCCGGCUGAAUGUUAAGGGAGCCAGUAAAGACAUGAAAGGAUUUGGACAUCCACACUACAGGUCAGGUCCAGGUGUGGGAACCUUCAGAGGUCUGGGAGCACCUCAUCCUGCAAGAAGACAAGAAAAAACAUAUGGGACUAACAAAGGUUACAAAGGUCAAACCAUGGGAGGUCACAACGGCGGGUUCACUGGUUUUCCUCUGGGAUCUCAACAUGAAAAUGGAGGAAUGAAGGGACCAAAGCCAGGUUAUGGAUACUCUCCAUGGGGAGCAAACAAGUCAUUGAAGUCAGGUUACAUCACGGCACCACGUGUGACAUUUACAAAGGGUACAGGUGCCUCCAGUGGAAAAGGCCAAAAAGGUGAAGUUCUGUCUCCCCAUCAGAUCUGGACACCCCAGGAAGGCGUCAUUCCCCCACCAUCAACAGCCUCAACUCAUCAGCCAACAGUUAGGUUGGCUCAAGGGAAGUAUCAAAAACUGCCUUUAACCACACUGCGAGGAAAACGCUACAAACAGCCACACCUAAUCCAGCCGGCUUCUCCACAACCAGCACUUACGAGUCCAGACUCGGCAACACUGGGAGGCUCACCGCAAGGCGAGUCCCUUUAA